Messenger RNA from Aspergillus candidus, 1479 nucleotides. RefSeq lists its product as uncharacterized. Bases 147 to 1196 code for a protein of 349 amino acids. The transcript has a single exon. NCBI's taxonomy places the organism in Eukaryota, Fungi, Ascomycota, Eurotiomycetes, Eurotiales, Aspergillaceae. The record is from RefSeq and is a predicted model, not a curated record.
GCUUGAGUUAAGCUUCUUGCAACCAAUCAUCUUUGCCUGAAUCUACUGUUUAUCUACCUUACCUAUUAAGGUCGUUUGAGAUCAGAUCUACAGAUCUAUACAGAUCUUCUACUAGUACCUACUACCUAGAGGUACCUACCUGUAAAAUGACAGUCACCGCCCAUGCCGAUCACCAACCCGAUCGCCUCCUCCUGGUCAGCGUCCCCCGCACAGCCUCCAACCUCUUCGUCAAGAUCCUCGACAUCGACCACCAACCCAAUGUUCACACCAACCAAAAACAUGGCUACUUCUACUACCCGGCCUUCCUAGCCGCGACAAUGGACGGGCUCCCGGCCAGACCGAUCGACACCUGGCCGGAGGCCACAAAAACCGGCAUCGGCGCCGCCUUCCAGUCCUGCUUUGACACGCUCGAAGAAUGCGCCACCGCCGCCACGCAGCAGUCCAAGACGAUGUUCGCCAAAGAGCACGCCUUCUGGAUGCUCAACCCCGCCGCAUUCGACCAGACACUGCCGACCCCGAGCACAGUAGAACACCACGAUGCGUUCCGCCCGCGGAUUCCCGAGCGCUACGGCCCCACACAGACGUACUCGCCUGGCAACAACACCGUCAUGUCGGACGAGUACCUGCGCACCUGGCGACUGGCGUUCAUCAUCCGGCAUCCGGCGCUGGCGUGGCCGAGCUUCUACCGCGCGAUGUCCCAGCUCAGUGUCUUGGGGUACCUCGACACGGACGGGGUGCGGGGGGCGUCGCGGACGAACAUGACGCUGCGGUGGACGCGGGCGCUCUACGACUGGGCUGUUGUGCAGCGGCGGGAAGGCGGCGCAGGAAGCGCGGCGCCGGUUGUCAUCGACGCGCACGAGGUGAUCCACAGUCCAGCGGCUGUGGAGCGGUUCUGCGAGACGGCGGGGUUGGAUUCGGAGGCAGUGCAGUUUGAGUGGGCCGGGGAGAAAGGCGAGUCAAAACACGCGCAGGCGGCCGAGAAUGAGAUGCAGGUUGCUGCGGCGAAGGUGAUGCUAGGGACGUUGGAUCAGUCGUCGGGGAUUGUCAAGGGGAAGGCGCCUGCCACGGUGGAUGUUGCUGUCGAGGCGGAGAAGUGGAGGGAGGAGUUUGGGGAGGAGGUGGCUGGAUGGAUUGAGCAGGCUGUGUUGGAGUCGAUGCCGGAUUAUGAGUAUCUGCGGAAGAGAUGCAUUCGGUGAUUAUUCUGUGGGUAUAGGUCGCGUUGGGUGGUUUUUAACCCUCACCGGAAUUGGAUUGCAGCCAUCCGAUGCGACUCAUAGGGGGAAAUUAUAUGGGCCCCUGAUAAAUGGAUCCGAGAAUAAUUGGGUCGGAGUGAUUCUCUGUUAGGCAGAUUCUUAAACGGUUCGAGGGGCAAAGAUGACAUCAGAUAGGGCUGUGGGCUCCAGUUACAUCCACGACACGUCAACCAUGGAACGAUCUUCCAUCUUCAGGUCCAUCAGGGAUGCCUAGUGCUGUUUUAGU